This is a messenger RNA of Phyllostomus discolor (pale spear-nosed bat), 3022 nucleotides long. It is a transcript of the gene SNX2, whose product is annotated as sorting nexin 2. Gene Ontology annotation, cellular component: endosome; endosome membrane; retromer complex. The record is from RefSeq and is a predicted model, not a curated record. Gene Ontology annotation, biological process: intracellular protein transport; early endosome to Golgi transport. The coding region runs from base 102 to 1661 and encodes 519 amino acids. NCBI's taxonomy places the organism in Eukaryota, Metazoa, Chordata, Mammalia, Chiroptera, Phyllostomidae. Gene Ontology annotation, molecular function: phosphatidylinositol binding. The transcript has 15 exons.
GGUGGGGGAGCCAGGCGGCCAGCGCGCCGCCGGCAUCCAGCCUUGAGUGCUCACGUGACAGGUCCGCGAGGCCGCUCGCGCAGUCGUCUGGGCCAGCGAAGAUGGCGGCUGAGAGGGAACCUCCUCCGCUGGGGGACGGGAAGCCCAGCGACUUCGAAGAGCAGGAGGAGGGAGAAGACCUUUUCACCAGCACUGUUUCCACCCUAGAGUCAAUUCCAUCAUCUCCAGAACCAAUUAGUCUUCUUGCAGAAGAUGUUAGUACAAACUCCAAUGGUCCAAAACCUGCAGAAGUUGUGCUAGAUGAUGACAGAGAAGAUCUUUUUGCAGAAGCCACAGAAGAAGUUUCACUGGACAGUCCAGAAAGGGAACCUAUCCUCUCCUCUGAACCUUCUCCUGCAGUUACUCCUGUGACCCCUACUACACUCAUUGCUCCCAGAAUUGAAUCAAAGAGUAUGUCUGCUCCUGUGAUCUUUGACAGAUCUAGGGAGGAGAUUGAAGAAGAAACAAAUGGAGAUGUUUUUGAUAUAGAGAUUGGUGUAUCAGAUCCAGAGAAAGUUGGUGAUGGCAUGAACGCUUACAUGGCAUAUAGAGUAACAACAAAGACUUCUCUUUCGAUGUUCAGUAAGAGUGAAUUUUCGGUAAAAAGAAGAUUUAGUGACUUUCUUGGUUUGCAUAGCAAGUUAGCAAGCAAGUAUUUACAUGUCGGUUAUAUUGUGCCACCAGCUCCAGAAAAGAGUAUAGUAGGCAUGACCAAGGUCAAAGUGGGCAAAGAAGAUUUGUCAUCCACUGAAUUUGUGGAAAAACGGAGAGCGGCUCUUGAAAGGUACCUUCAAAGAACAGUAAAGCAUCCCACUUUACUCCAGGAUCCUGAUUUAAGGCAGUUCUUGGAAAGCUCAGAGCUGCCUAGAGCAGUUAAUACACAGGCUCUGAGUGGAGCAGGAAUAUUGAGGAUGGUGAACAAGGCUGCCGACGCUGUCAACAAAAUGACAAUCAAGAUGAAUGAAUCGGAUGCAUGGUUUGAAGAAAAGCAGCAGCAAUUUGAAAAUCUGGAUCAGCAACUUAGGAAACUUCAUGCCCAUGUUGAAGCCUUGGUCUGUCAUAGAAAAGAACUUUCAGCCAACACAGCUGCCUUUGCUAAAAGUGCUGCCAUGUUAGGUAAUUCUGAGGAUCAUACUGCUUUAUCUAGAGCUUUGUCUCAGCUUGCAGAGGUUGAGGAGAAGAUAGACCAGUUACAUCAAGAACAAGCUUUUGCUGACUUUUAUUUGUUUUCCGAACUACUUAGUGACUACAUUCGUCUUAUUGCUGCAGUGAAAGGUGUGUUUGACCAUCGAAUGAAGUGCUGGCAGAAAUGGGAAGAUGCUCAAAUUACUUUGCUCAAAAAACGUGAAACUGAGGCAAAAAUGAUGGUUGCUAACAAACCAGAUAAAAUACAGCAAGCUAAAAAUGAAAUAAGAGAGUGGGAGGCAAAAGUACAACAAGGAGAAAGAGAUUUUGAACAGAUCUCUAAAACAAUUCGAAAAGAAGUGGGAAGAUUUGAGAAAGAACGAGUGAAAGAUUUUAAAACUGUUAUUAUCAAGUACUUAGAAUCAUUAGUUCAAACACAACAACAGCUGAUAAAAUACUGGGAGGCAUUCCUACCUGAAGCCAAAGCCAUCGCUUAGAAGAUUACUCCUGUUAGGAAGAUCUCAGAUGUUUGUUCCAGUUACGCUAAUUCCACAGUGAAAUCAUUUAAAACCAUCUAAAUAAACCACUAUAUAUUUUAUGAAGUACAUGUGGUUUUUAUAUAUAUAUAAAUAUAUAUACACACACACAUACACACUCUUGACAUUUUAUUACAAGCUGCAUGUCCUGACCCUCUUUGAAUUAACUGGACUGUGGCAUGACAUUCUGCAAUACUUUGCUGAAUUGAACACUAUUGUGUCUUAAAUACUUGCACUAAAAAGUGCACUGCAAGAUCAGAAAAUUUUACAAUAUUUUUUCUUUACAAUAUGUUCUGUAGUAUGUUCACCCUCUUUAUGAAGUGAAUUAUCAGUGGAUUGAUUAAUGUUCACUUAUACAUUCCUGUACAGAAAUUAUGACUUUGUGAUUACAGUAAUAAAAUUAUAUUCCUUGUGAUGUAUUAGUAACAAAUUAUUUGGGUGUAUAAACAUAUUAGGGAUCUUUUAAAAGCAUUUUUAAUAGGAAGAGACUUUUCCUUGUAGAUACAUAUUUUUUUAUUGACAGAAAGAGCUGAACUCCGUUAUCAUUAAAUGACUAAAUGAAGCUUAAGUUGUCUUAUGCAAUUAUCACAAACCAAAGAACAUUUAUCUUUUGAUUCAGCUCUGGGUAAUGCUCUUGUCUUCAGUAAGGAAGAGAAUAAUUGUCUUUGCUUGUUAUUAUCCACCCCUAGUAUAAGUGCCCAGUUUAAGAAUUAGGAAGAAAUGUAUUUAUGUGCCUCUAUUACAAGUCUUAACGAAUUUUGCUCGUCUACUACUAUCUUCAAAAUCCAAGACUUUGCAUAUAUUUAAUUUAUUCCCUUGCCUUUCUGUGUUUUUGUUUUAAACUAAAAGUUGAUUGUUUAUGGUUAUAAUUGACAAAAAAUGAUACCAUGCUAAAAUACCUCGUGAUUUGAUGACUAACCAAGAAUGACACAAAGCAAAUUCAUGAAACUUGUAAUUGGCAACCUUCUCACCUAAUUCUCUAUCCUGUUUGGAUGGCUAUUGCCUAAUCCUUAAUACUGGUGAAAGUUUAACUUGUGGUGGGCAUUAGAGUUAUUUUUAUUUUUUAAAAAGUACUCCUAAAGAUGUCUCAGUUCUUGAGCUCACCAGCUAAAUCUCCCAGCGGAGUGCAGUAUGGUAUGUCCUGUCUAGCAGCUUACUGGAUACAAUUAGUGUAUCAGGGUAGAGUAUCCCCAGGAUCUGUUUCCUUUCACCACUUAUUUUAGUUGAAAUUUUAAGCAUACUGUAGGAAUUCAUAUUUAUAUUCCUAGAACCCAGAAGAGUGCCUGACACAUAAUAGGUUAAUAAUAAAGACUUGAACAGGG